Messenger RNA from Brassica oleracea var. oleracea, 1892 nucleotides. RefSeq names its product protein O-linked-mannose beta-1,4-N-acetylglucosaminyltransferase 2. Lineage: Eukaryota; Viridiplantae; Streptophyta; Magnoliopsida; Brassicales; Brassicaceae. The coding region runs from base 304 to 1773 and encodes 489 amino acids. The record is from RefSeq and is a predicted model, not a curated record. Gene Ontology annotation, molecular function: glycosyltransferase activity. The transcript has 3 exons.
CUAAUUCCAUCCCUCUAUCUCGACCAAGAGAGAAGAAAACCUCAAGAAACUUAUAAUUUUCCAAGAAACGUCUCUCUCUCUCUCUCUCUUCCAAAGAAUAGUAUGUUAAUGUCUUUGUCUUAAGAUAUAUACUCUGUCUCAAAGGAAAACCUUACAACAACACCCAUAAAACUCCUCGACUACUUGAUCUCUCUCUUUCUCUCGCCUCUAGCUAGAUAGGUACGCAGAGGGUUUUUUUACUGAGAAAAAGUUUUGUCUUACCCUCUAUAUGUUUCUCAUCUAUGUGACUUGAUCAACAAGUAAAUGAUGAGACAGAAUCUGAAAAAAGUUGAACAGAUCAAACAAGACGAGUCUAUGAAGAUGUUUCCUUAUGCCUUCGGUUUGAAUAAUUCUUCUGGGAACAGCGCAAAGAGAUCUAAGCCUAAGCUUGUAUAUCUUCUUCUCUUCACACUUGUCUCAAGUUGUUUUGUCUUUGCUCCUCACCUCUUUUAUUUCCCUUACCCCUCUGCUCUCUUUCUCAUAGAUUCUUCUAUAAAAGAGAUUGAAUACCAGGUUUCACAGAACAUUACAGAACCUCCCAAACCGUCUAAAAAUGAAGAGAGCAUAUCAUGUGACAGAACCGGUUACCGUUCAGACAUCUGUUUCAUGAAAGGAGACAUCAGAACACACUCUCCUUCUUCCUCCAUCUUCCUCUACACCUCCAGUGAUGACCAUGUCUCCCAAGAAAUAAUCAAACCAUACACAAGAAAGUGGGAAACUAGUAUUAUGGACACCAUCGGCGAGCUGAAACUUGUGAAGCUUUCCGGCGAUAAGCAUAGCUGCCAAGUCACCCACGAAGUGCCAGCCGUGCUAUUCUCCACCGGAGGAUACACCGGAAACCUCUACCAUGAGUUCAACGACGGGCUUAUACCUUUGUUUAUAACAUCUAAACGUUACAACAGAAAGGUUGUCUUUGUAAUUGCUGAGUAUCACAAGUGGUGGGAGAUGAAGUACGGAGAUGUUAUCUCUCAGCUCUCUGACUAUCCUCUCAUUGAUUUCAACAAAGACAAGAGAACUCACUGCUUCAAGGAAGCAAUCGUUGGUCUUAAGAUCCAUGGUGAUUUAACUGUGGAUCCUUCUCAGAUGCAAGGCGAUGCAACAACAACCAUCACUGAGUUCAAGAACCUACUUGAUCAAGCUUAUAGACCAAGAAUCAACGUACUGGACGCCGCAGAGGAGCGUCGGUUCAAGGGAAAAGCAGCAAAGAGAAGAAACGCUAAGAAGCCUAAACUAGCUUUGUUCUCAAGAACCGGGUCUCGAGCCAUAACAAACGAAGACCAGAUGGUGAAACUGGCUCAGAGGAUAGGGUUUCAAGUCGAGGUUUUGAGACCUGACAAAACAACGGAGCUAGCAAAGAUCUACAGAGUUCUCAACUCAAGCACAGUCAUGGUUGGAGUGCAUGGAGCAGCAAUGACUCAUUUUCUGUUCAUGAAACCUGGAGGUGUCUUUAUUCAGAUCAUUCCACUAGGGACAGAUUGGGCAGCAGAGACAUACUAUGGAGAACCGGCAAAGAAGCUUGGUCUAGACUACAUUGGUUAUAAGAUUCUUCCAAGAGAGAGCUCACUGUAUGAACAAUAUGAUAAAAACGAUCCAAUCCUAAGAGACCCAAGAAGCAUCACUCAGAAAGGAUGGCAGUUCACAAAGAGGAUAUACUUAACCAACCAGCAAGUGAGGUUAGAUCUGAGGAGAUUCAAGAAGAUUUUGAGUGAUACUUAUGCAAAAUCAAGUAGAUGACCUGUGCAAUGUGUAUUACAAGUUGUUGUUGUUGUAACUGUAGAGUCUGCACAAAAAACAGUAAAUGCAAAGUUCUUUUGUAACGAUUUAAAAUGUGACCGUGACAUUAAUGAAUUCAA